Molecule: messenger RNA, 9319 nt
Organism: Vombatus ursinus (common wombat)
Lineage: Eukaryota; Metazoa; Chordata; Mammalia; Diprotodontia; Vombatidae
Gene: DENND4A
Product: DENN domain containing 4A
Exons: 34
Coding region: 253-6015 (1920 amino acids)
Biological process (GO): regulation of Rab protein signal transduction
Cellular component (GO): ESCRT I complex; cytoplasmic vesicle
Molecular function (GO): protein binding
Source: RefSeq, a predicted model, not a curated record
CUUGGGCCCCUCGUGUCCAGCUGCCGGGGAGGAGGGGACCCCUGCUCUGCUGCCUUAGUGACUGGCGCCGUGGCUGCGGAGCCCUGAGCGGUAAGGAAACUGAGACUCAGAAAAGAUACAUGAUUGACACAUGGCUGUAUUGCUAAUCAGAAUUCUUCAAGAUCUGGAGGCUAUAGUGUUCUGAAGUUAGCAUCUGGUACCACUUCAGAGACAGAGACCUUCAGUGAUAUAUGUAUCCUUCUGUAAUAGAAGAUGAUUGAAAACAAGGGACCUCGUGUGGCUGAUUAUUUUGUUGUAGCAGGGUUGACUGAUAUUUCGAAGCCUCUUGAAGAAGAAAUUCACUUCAACGAUGCAUGCCAUAAAAUAGCUAAACCAAAAGAACCUGUCACAGAUGUGACAGUUAUCAUUAAAUCUCUUGGUGAAGAGGUACCAAAGGGUUAUACCUGUAUAGAUGUUACCCCAACUGGAUUGUCAGCAGAUCUCAAUAAUGGAAGCCUUGUGGGGCCACAGAUCUACCUUUGUUAUAGAAGAGGAAGAGAUAAGCCUCCACUCACUGAUCUGGGGGUCUUAUAUGACUGGAAAGAAAGAAUAAAACAAGGCUGUGAAAUUAUUCAGACUACUCCACAUGGUCGCCCUGCAACCAUUAGUGGUAGUACCUCAUCACAAAGAAUUUAUGUCACUUACAGGAGGGCCUCUGAGAGCAUGACACAGAACACGUUAGCUGUCACAGAUAUCUGUAUUAUCAUACCUAGUAAAGGAGAAAGUCCACCACAUACAUUCUGCAAAGUUGACAAGAAUCUCAAUAAUAGUAUGUGGGGAUCAGCAGUAUACUUGUGUUAUAAGAAGUCUGUGGCAAAGACUAAUACUAUAUCCUACAAAGCUGGUUUAAUAUGCAGAUAUCCUGAAGAAGACUAUGAGUCAUUCCCAUUACCAGAAUCAGUUCCCCUCUUUUGUUUACCAAUGGGGGCAACUAUUGAAUGUUGGCCAUCAAAUAGCAAAUACCCUCUUCCUGUUUUUUCUACAUUUGUAUUAACUGGAGCUUCUGCUGAAAAGGUCUAUGGUGCUGCUAUUCAGUUUUAUGAAUCAUACCCUGAGGAGAAUCUCACCGAAAAACAAAGAUUUCAUUUGGGAUUAGCAUCUUCUAUGGUGGGGAAAUCUGAUAGCUCCAGAACAGUUCACACUAAUAAAUGCAUCUGCCUUCUUUCUCACUGGCCUUUCUUUGAUGCCUUCAAGAAGUUUCUGACUUUUCUAUAUCGUUAUUCCAUCUCUGGACCUCAUGUCCUUCCAAUUGAGAAGCAUAUUUCACACUUUAUGCAUAAAGUUCCUUUUCCAUCUCCUCAGAGGCCACGAAUUUUAGUUCAGUUAUCACCACAUGAUAAUCUUAUUCUUAGUCAACCCGUAUCCUCACCUCUUCCUUUGAGUGGCGGCAGGUUUUCAACACUGCUACAAAACCUGGGCCCUGAAAAUGCCAUAACACUGCUUGUGUUUGCAGUAACAGAACAUAAAAUUCUCAUCCAUUCCCUGCGGCCUUCUGUCCUGACUAGUGUGACAGAAGCCUUAGUCUCUAUGAUAUUUCCUUUCCAUUGGCCAUGCCCAUAUGUUCCUCUUUGCCCACUGGCUUUAGCGGAUGUUUUGAGUGCACCAUGUCCGUUCAUAGUAGGGAUUGAUUCAAGAUACUUUGAUCUCUAUGAUCCACCACCAGAUGUUAGUUGUGUUGACCUAGAUACCAAUACCAUUUCUCAAACUGGAGAUAAGAAGACUAUAGCCUGGAAGAUACUUCCAAAGAAACCGUGCAAAAAUCUGAUGAACACAUUGAACAAUUUGCACCAGCAACUCGCAAAAUUACAACAGAGACCCAGAGAAGAUGAAUUAAUGGAUCUAGCAAUGAAUGACUAUGAUUUUAACUCAGGAAAGAUAUUGCAUUUGAUAGAUAUGGAAAUCCAGGAGGCAUUUUUAGGUUUCAUGGCCUCUAUAUUAAAAGGUUACAGGUCAUACUUAAGGCCAAUAACACAAGCCCCAUCUGAGACAGCCACAGAUGCAAGUUCCCUUUUUGAGCUACAAGGGUUCUUAAAAAGCCGGGACCGGUCCCAUCAAAAAUUCUACAACAUGAUGACCAAAACACAAAUGUUUAUUCGUUUCAUUGAGGAAUGUUCCUUUGUCAGUGACAAAGAUGCAAGCCUGGCAUUUUUUGAUGAUUGUGUGGACAAAGUAGAUAUGGACAAAAAUGGUGAAAUGCGACUUAUAGAACUGGAUGAAUCCUUCAAAAGUGAACAUACUGUUUUCGUAACCCCACCUGAGAUCCCACAUCUACCUACUGGUGAAGAACACCCUUUACAGUACAGCUAUAAUGGAUUUCCUGUCCUGAAGAUAGAUUUAUUUGAGAGGCCAGAGGGAUUUCUGCAAACACAAAAUAAUAAACUGGCUUCAAAAAAUAGUAGUCCUAAUAGCCCUUCAGCAAUGUUCAGAAGAACUAAACAGGAAAUAAAGUCAGCUCAUAAAAUAGCAAAGAGGUAUUCCUCCAUCCCUCAGAUGUGGUCCAGAUGCCUGUUACGUCAUUGUUAUGGUCUGUGGUUUAUUUGCCUCCCAGCAUAUGUGAAAGUGUGCCAUUCAAAAGUCAGGGCUCUGAAAACAGCCUAUGAUGUACUUCGAAAAAUGCAUUCUAAAAAGAUUGAUCCUCCUGAUGAGGUCUGCUAUCGGGUUCUUAUGCAGCUGUGUGGCCAGUAUGGUCAGCCUGUUCUUGCAGUACGAGUACUUUUUGAAAUGAAAAAAGCUGGUGUUCAUCCCAAUGCCAUUACUUAUGGUUACUAUAAUAAGGCUGUUUUAGAAAGUACCUGGCCUUCAAGCAGUCGAAGCGGUUAUUUUCUGUGGACCAAAAUAAGAAAUGUUGUUUUAGGAAUAGCACAGUUCAAAAAAGUUUUAAGAAAAAAUGCUCAUCUAUCACAUGCUCCUCUCUCAGAUGGCAGUGACCUGGAUGCUGUUAGUCAUGGCAGCAUGGAUAGUUGUAAUGACACAAACACUGUGGAGCAGGCACCCUUCAACACUGAGUUAAUCAAAGUAGAUUCUACUGAUGAUAGAUCUAGUACAGGGGGUCAGUCAGAUCUUGGAUAUAAUUCAUUAUCCAAAGAUGAAGUUAGAAGAGGUGACACAUCAACCCAAGAUUUACAGGAAGAAAAAGAGGACAAGAAAGAGAGUGAUUGUAGUUCCUUGUCUGAGAAUGAGAGUGCAAAAGGAAGUGCUGAUUGCCUUCCUAAGCUCAAUUAUCAAAAUAUGGGCAGUCUAAAUCCUACAUCUAGUAUAGUUCGCCUCAGUGGUAUGAUUAGCCAUGCAGAUGAAGUAUCAGGAGGAAGCACAGAAGAUGCAUCUGAGCUGCUAUUAAUAUCUUCUUUUGAAGAGACAAAUGAAACAGAAAAUAUUGAAAGAGGUUUCAGAAAAAGACACCGAAGUGAUGCAGAGCCUGCUUUGCAGCAACAGAUGACUUGGGAAAACAGAAAUCAUAAUCUUAGUGGAGGUGUAUUGAUGGGACUUAUGAUCAAUAGGAUUAGCCAGGAAGAAAGUCCUGGAGAAAUGGUUGAAAAAUUAGGAGCUGAUGCAAAAAUUCUUUCAAAUGUUAUGCAGAAAAACCCAAGGCCAAAUACCCUUGAUAUUGGAAAUCCAUCUUUAAGGUCAAAAAGAGACAGUCUGGAAAAAGAAUCUAGUGAUGAUGACACACCUUUUGAUGGUACCAACUGUUUGGCAGAUAAAACUGACUCUCCUGUGAUUUUUGACUUAGAAGAUUUAGACAGUGAAGUAGAUACAUCAAAAGGAGGCACUGUCCCUGCACAAAACCCUAAAAGAGUGGAACGAAUGAAUAGCAGCUUCUCAAUAAAACCUGUUGAGAAAACUGAUGUUGCAGCUGGGUUUGAUCCACUCUCGCUUUUAGCUGCUGAAACUGAGCAGCAGCAGAAAGAGGUGGAAGAAGAUGAGGGUAAUGAUGAAAACAAAAACAUUUCCACACCAUCAGCCAGAAGAGAUUUAGCUGAGGAAAUUGUGAUGUACAUGAAUAAUAUGAGCAGUCCUUUGACCAGCCGUACACCAAGCAUUGAUUUACAACGGGCUUAUGAGGACCAAUCAGCAAAUAAGAAAAGUCCAACAGUAGCCAAGCCAUGCAGAAGGUCUAGCCUUCCUCCCAUUUCUCCCAGGCCAAUGCGUCUUACCAAAUCUAAAAGUUACUACAUAAAAAAUGAAAACAGACCCAGGGAUAGACUCUGGUCUUCUCCUACUUUCUCACCAACCUGUCCACUUAGGGAACAGUCUCAGGAUGUGACUGGUACAUUAACUCUUGUUUCAUCACCUUCAUUUAAUUUAGAUACAUUAAUAACGCCUAAAUUGGGUGUUCUAAAGAGUAGUAUGUUCUCUGCUGGAAAAGGUGUUGCAGAGAGGGCAAGCAAAUGGUAUACGAGAUUCACUAUGUAUACUACACCCUCCAAGGAUCAGAAUUCAGACCGAACCAGCCUUUCUUCAGUCGGAGCCCUAGAUUCUGAAUCUACCUCUUUAACAGAUGAAGAUGUUUGCAAUGAAUUUGAAGGAAUGCCUUCCCCUCAAGACAAUAAUGGCUCUUCAGAGGCAAAGGGAAUGGGACUUAGUAGAUCAAGUCUGGAAAGUACUGCCUCUUGCGAGGGUCCCCUAUCAAAGUUUGUGUUACCUGGAAAAUCAGAGUUAGCAUCUUCUUGCAGCACAAGUAGUACAAAUAUCUUCCAGAACUAUGCUAUGGAGGUUCUCAUAUCAAGCUGUUCAAGAUGUCGAACUUGUGACUGCCUAGUACAUGAUGAAGAAAUCAUGGCUGGUUGGACAGCAGAUGAUUCAAAUCUCAAUACUACGUGCCCUUUUUGUGGAAAUCUUUUCUUACCCUUUCUAAAUAUUGAAAUAAGAGAUUUACGACGACCUGGCAGGUACUUUUUGAAGUCCAGCCCCUCUACUGAGAAUAUGCAUUUUCCAUCAUCGUGUUCAAAUCAAACAAGGAAGUCCUGCAUUUCUUCAUCCGCCUCAGGCGUUGCUAUUUCUGCUCAAGAGAAUUGUAAUGCAAAUAGCAAAUGUAAAGAGCAAGAAAAUUCAUGUGCCCGAAGUAUUCAGAUCCCUGAAGGGAGGAGACAAAAUAUGAGCACAUCAAAAUGUCCAAUAUUUCCAGUGGCCAGGAGCAUCAGUACGUAUGGUCCCUUAGACAAGGAAGAAACAGGAGGCCAGAAGAUUAGCCACAUUGUGUCUACAGGCAGUCUGCCAGCAACUUUGCAAGGCACAACGGAGUCAUUGGGAUUAGAGUGGGACCUUCCAAGUCCAGACCCUAUUACUGUCCCAUAUCUCAGUCCAUUAGUGGUAUGGAAAGAACUGGAAAGUUUAUUGGAAAAUGAAGGCGAUAAUGCAAUAACGGUGGCAGACUUUGUAGACCAUCACCCAAUUGUAUUUUGGAAUCUAGUGUGGUAUUUUAGACGUCUGGACUUACCCAGUAAUUUGCCUGGAUUGAUUUUGUCUUCUGAGCAUUGUAAUAAGUAUUCUAAGAUUCCCCGUCACUGUAUGUCAGAAGACAGCAAAUACGUUUUAAUUCAGAUGUUAUGGGACAACAUGAAAUUACACCAGGAUCCAGGACAACCCUUAUACAUCCUCUGGAAUGCACAGACCCAAAAGUACCCAAUGGUCCAUUUAUUGCAAAAAGGUGAUAACUCAUUUAACCACGAACUAUUGAAAAGCAUGGUAAAAAGUAUUAAGAUGAACGACGUUUAUGGACCAAUGAGUCAGAUUUUGGAGAUACUGAACAAAUGGCCUCAUCUUAAACGACAACGGAGUUUAUAUAGAGAAAUAUUAUUUCUCUCACUUGUGGCAUUGGGAAGAGACAACAUUGACAUAGAUGCAUUUGACAGAGAAUACAAGAUGGCAUAUGAUCGUCUUACACCUAAUCAAGUCAAGAGUACCCACAACUGUGAUAGACCACCAAGCACAGGAGUGAUGGAAUGUCGAAAGAUAUUUGGCGAACCUUAUCUUUAAAAUAAAUUUAUGUGUAUAUAUUUACAUAAAUAUGUGUGUAUGUGCAUAUAUGCACACACCAUAUAUGUUUUGUACAGUCUAUGUAAAAAUUACCAUUUCAGUCUCUAAGAAAAUUUCUAUCUUCAUUUUUUGAAAAUGCAUUUGCAGCAGAGUCAGACAGCCCUGAUAAACUACAAAUGUUUUAGGUAAAGAAUAGUAACAAGUGGGCUAAACACUGCUUUGCUUCCUGGUCCUUUUGUCGUUCCCCUCUAUAAAGAGUUACAUGGUGGGGAAAAACCAUAAUUAAAAGUAAUUGUCUUAAAAGAAGACAGUCUCUUGGAAAACAGUGAUAAAAAUCAUGUAUUAAUACUAAUAAGUAACAUAAAAUCAAAGGAUCUGCUGUUUACAUAGAUUAUUCAGAUGUUAUAAAAAACACAAGGUUGUAUUAUACAUGUUUUAAAUUGUUUAUAGUAAGUUGAUAUUUUUUUAAUUUUUUUAAAAUUACUAUAGCAAACUUAAAAUGAAUUUAAACUUUAAAUGAGCAAUUUAGCGCUCUUCCUUCUAAGUCUGCUGCUAUUUGGAACCAAUAGUCCAACCUGUUUUCAAAAGGGAGAGAGGAGUGUAGGAAGGAGGGGAGGACACACAAUGGUCAAUAAAUGCCAACCCGAGCCCCAGUGUUGUCCUGGGUUCAGUUUGCAUUUGUACGUUGGGAAGCCAUAAGUUUGAAAGUGUUGUACAUAUGUGUAAGUUGUAGAGUGAUAGACUCCAUCCACUGCCAAGAUUGGCACACUGACAAUCUUGAGAGUAGUAGAAGUCCCAAAUAUAAUUCUCCAGUACCUUCUAAACUCAGGCCCAGCAUACAGUGAAGAAUCCAGCACUUUGUUGUUGUUGUUGCUAAUGGCACUUAUAUACAGUACAUUGGGGGGGGAACUUGCAAAAUUAAACAUAAAUUUUAUAAAUAUACAUAAUGGUAUACAUUCCAAGUAGGUUGACACUACUCCAAAAGUUUUAUCCUAAUUUUAAUGUGCAAGAUAGCAAUUAUGGCAGAUAUACUCCAAUUUUAAUAUAUGAGAUUGGGUAUGUCAUCUUUGCUAUAUGGUAGUUAUAGGGAACACAAUCAGAGCACUCCAUUUAGAAUUAUAUUUAAAAUAUAUUUUUAUUUUACAUGGAGCAAAACAUUCAUUUUCUAAAGGGAUAAAUUACAGAACAGAUCUCCCAUAUUAAAUUAUGUAGCUUUUGAAAUAAGCCAUCAAGAUCUAUAAAUUAUGGAAACUAGACAAUGAGCUGAAUGUUCAAGCAUUAUUGCUGGUUAUUCAGAGAUACCUGAAAUUGAUUUCGUUUUGUUUUGUUUUGUUUUAAACACUUAGUUGUGCUACUCUAUUCAGUGUUUUUUAAGUUGUUACUUCCAAGGGGAAAAAGUAUCCCCCUGUUACCAUUAGUCACUUUAAUGAUUUUCAUUGUUUGGAUUGUGUGCAUGUGUUGUCAUUAACAAAGGAAAAUUGCCCAGAUAAUGUGCUGAGAUGGACCAAGGAAAUGAUCCCAAAUUGUGUGUGUGUGUGUGUGUGUGUGUGUGUGUGUGUGUGUGUGAAGCAAUUUGUUGAAGAGGAUAAGACGUGCCUUUACUGUAAUGUAACUAAAAGUCCCAUCAUUCAUUUUCUAAAUCAUUUGAACUACAAAUGGGCCUCAUUGUUAAGUCGAGCCACUAGUGAAUGGUCUCAACUUAAAGGAUUUUACCAUUUUCCACUUGGGGAAAUGAUGAGCAUGAAAUAUAUGUAAUGCUCCUAAGUCGGGCUUAUAUUGACAUUAGCUUACUUCAAUGAUGUGAUGUUGUGCCUGCUUCUUUUUUCACUACCACAGUUUCUAUUCCCAACUAAUUGUAAGCUUCUCAUACUUGGUAUUCUAAUUCUCUAAUUCACUAAUAAAUUUGAAAAUUUUUAUCCGUAAGCAUCUUAGGAGACAGUAUGUUGGAUAGCUGUGAGACUGAGCAUGAAUUUAGUCCAAGUCAUUUUUGUAAUGAGGUACUUGUGUAUUGGAUUUUUUUUUCCUAUAAAAGGCUUUCUCAUGGCUAUUUACUUUUUUCUUAGCUACUAAUGUAUUUUACAUUCUUAUAUAAAUCUAAAUGUCCUAUUAUUACAGUCCAGAUACAUUUGGGAAGUGGUUGUUUAAAUUAUCUUAUUGUCUGGAUUCUGUUCCUAGUAUUUGGGCCAGUUUUUUAAAAAUAAUUCUAUAUUCUAUAGAAGUAUUUUUCCAGAAUUUUACCUUUUGCAGAUAGAGAGUGAUGGAAAAUUAAGUCAGGAGAACUGUGAGGAAAGCACCCUUUUUUGCCACAGGUAUUGUGCUUGAUCUAUGUGAUCAUAUAGACAGAUGUGGAUAGUUGAAGUUCCUUUCCCAUUUGGUACACUGUCUCAUUUUAGAAUGCUUGGUUUGGUUUAGACUUUGAAAUUGUUGAAAUUAAGUAAAAACCAUACUGCUUACUGAUGUAAAGUAUAUGCUACUUCUACUAUGUUCUGAAAAUUAGCUAUCCAUUACUAUUUGCUAGUGAUUUUUUAAUGUCAUGUUAUAUUUCAAUUACCCUCCUUUUCUUUCUCAACUGCAGAAUUGUGUAGAUCUACUUAUUUUCUGAUUUCUUUAGUUGCAGUCUAAAAAAAUUAUCACUGAAAAUGUCAGUAUCCUGUAUCAAGUAGCUAACAAUACUUCUUUCCAAAGUGUUUUCAUAAUCACUAUGAAAUCUGAGAAUAAUGAGAAUGUGCUACAUUCUUCCUUUUACAGAAAUUACCUUGUAUUUACAAAGUGUUCUGUACUCCUAUGAUCCCAUUUAAGGAAAUACCUAUUUGUCUUUUCACUGACAACGCUGCAUGAAGCUUCAUUUUUAUUUUUGCAUCAAUAUUUACUUGGGUGCUUCCAUCCAGGUCAUUUAUCUCAAGCCAGGAAGGGAAAGAGUCUUCUUUGGAGUGGUUCAAUGGUAUUUGUGCUAGAAGUUGAGGUAGACUUUGCCCAUUCCUAUUCACACACAUGUCUAGCCUUCAUUUCCCAGACUUUUACUUUUCUACUUAGCAGCUGCCCUUCAGUAAUAACCUUAGCAUCCUCAGCACAAUGUCCUCUGACUAUUCGGUAAUACCCACCUCCUUUCACCACAAAGCAAAUAUGUCCCUAGGUUAAUCCUGUUGAAAGCGUCAAAUAGAAAUUUUAUGAAGACCAUAUCACAGAGCCAUUCCUAUAGUUUGAAUCAAUAAAUAUUUCCAAAUCUCUGCUUGAUGAUAAAAAUGCUACCAUGUGCUUUUCAACACUUGUAACAAAAAUAUAUUUAAAGCAAGUACGUUUUUUA